Messenger RNA from Penicillium salamii, 1851 nucleotides. The record is from the annotation of a GenBank genome assembly. Lineage: Eukaryota; Fungi; Ascomycota; Eurotiomycetes; Eurotiales; Aspergillaceae.
AUGGAGGACACUGAGCAAUACCCUCCACGGGUCUGUCGCAUCUGUCUAGAAUCCGUGCUCCCAACCUUUCAGUCCUCGGAAUUCCUUCAGAAGCCUCGAGUGGUCUAUGAAUCCUCCGAUCCAGAAUGUGGUCGACUAUUUAGUCCCUGCCAAUGCAAAGGCUCCUCGCGUUAUGUCCACGAGGGCUGUCUACAAGCAUGGCGUCACGCUGGCCCGAAAUUUGGGACGCGGAACUUCUGGCAAUGUCCCACCUGCGGUUUUCAAUAUCGCCUCGAGCGUUUGACCUGGGCUCGCUGGAUCAGUAGUGCCACUAUGCAACUAAUACUCACAAUCGCCAUUCUAAUGUUGACCGUUUUCCUCCUUGGAUUCAUUGCUGACCCCAUCAUUGAUUUUUACGUUGGCCCUGUGGAAGUCGACCUGGUGGAGAACGAUUCGUCGUGGCUGGCCCAUUUCCUAAAGGGCUUGACUUCUCUUGGACUUUUGUCCUUCCUCAAGGCAUUUUUUGCGCUGUCACCUUCCGUGUGGAGCCUGCGCUCUAUCGCCACUGGUCGAAACUCGGGCCGCAACCGCGCCGCCCAGAGAAACUGGCUGAUCAUCAUGGUCGGCAUUGGUACUUUCCUAUGGGCUGUCUACAAAGGUGUUCGUGCGUGGAGUAGGCGCGUCCUUGAAAGGGCUGGCGCAAAGGUCAUGGAUGUGCCAUUGCCAGGUGAAGAUGUGCCAACUUCGCUCCUUUCUCGAGCUUGGGUUCCAAUUCCCUUUCUCUUCUGCUUUCUCCUUUUCUUUCCUCUCCAUUUCUUUCGCUUCUCUUUCCCCAAUUUCUUCAAAUCUAAGUAUCCAUUCUUCAUGGACAUCCUACCUGCCGGAUCCCGCCUCGCGGUGGUCCGCUCUCAACUUGCUCCAAGCUCGGGCUCUGAAAGCUCUGGGACACCUCCACGUACGCCUCCCUCCACACCCCCAGUGGCCGCCAAGGAGCCCUUCCCAGAUUAUGACGAAGCCGAAUGUGAUACUGUCGCCACAGAGAGAGCCGCCGAGAGAGCCGACGCUGAAGCCUGGACCACUGCCUUCGGCAAGGCCCUCCAGACUCAGAUUCGGCAAACCCAGAUUGAUCCUAGCAUGAUUCCCUAUGUUCCCAGCAACCCAUCUGAACGGAGCCAAGUCGUAUUUGAGCGGAUGAAAGAUCUCCUCUCAAAUCCGCAAAUGCGCCCGCAGACGCGUCGCCAAUUCAUCACCCUUUCCAACAUCACUCUGCAGAUCAACCAGGUCAUCUUCCAUCAAAACCCAGAGUUCCUGGCCCCCAAGGAAACAUCCGAUGCAAAGCUACUCACGGAAACUAUCCUGACCCACAUAGCGUGGAUUGAUUCCAUGUUGACCGCGCUAUGCCAAACUAUGCAGUACAUCACCUCUGUGCUGGGCGAAAUUGAGCGAAGAGAUAUCCCUGUAUAUCAGAAGCUCCAAGAGAUGGCUGCAGCCGUUGCUGUAAACUUAAAGAAGCCCCGUGCCCUCGAGCGCCAACUCCUCGAACUAUAUCUCGAACUCUUCGAUGAAUGGGUUCACACACCUUUCCUUCGUCUCCGCAACCACCAGAUCCUCGUCGAGCAGACAUCAUGUCUUGCUCGCGAAGAACUCUCCCGCCAAAUUAUUGCCAUCUGGGACAUCACAUCGCGAUGCAUUGAGAGCUACGCUACCUACACCUGGGGCACGGUGACCAUUCGCGACGAGUUCUUUGCGCCAUCAGUGGACAAGCUCAACAUGGCCACGGAUCUCUGGGAACAGUGCUGGAAUAAGGACAUGGAGACGGAAGAUACUCCUGAAUCUGGAUGGACAUAUCCCCAACUCACGAUUUACAAAUGA